GCAAAAUGACAAGGCUCUUUGGACAAACGGCGGUAAUAGUGGUUGCCAUUAUAGUGACAAAGUCACAACCCCCAGCACGGGCAAAAGUUGUUGAAGAAACACCACAGCAGUGGAUAGAGUUCAAGAAAGCAAUAAAGGGACUGUGUGCAAGGGAUAGUAGCAAAAUAUCUGGGAAGGUCUCUGCAGGAAGUCCCAUGGAAUGUGGUUUGUUGUGUUUGCAAGAGCUGGGAUGCGAGAGUUUUGAAUUUGUUGAUGGAACGUGUCAUUUCAUAGAAGUCGGGCUGAAUCGAGGGGGGUUGGUACCCAAGGAGGGAUGCAGGCAUUACUCUAUGCAGACAUUGACGAUGAAGUGUCCAGACCCCUAUGUUCAGCGUGGCCGCCAUUGUUAUUACUUCAGCAACAUUGCCUCAUCCAGCUACUUCCGAUCCUGGUCUGCAGCAGGACUAGAGUGCCAAGACCGAGGUGGGACAAGGCUUGCUAUAGAAACAGAAGAGGAACAGGAGAUUCUGAUUGAGAUUUGGAAGGGUCUAACAGCACUGCACAUUCAUGAUGUAAAUGGAUUCUGGACCGAUGGGAAGAAGGAGGCAAAUAGUGAUGAAUGGAUCUGGAAAUCCACCAACACCUCUUUUACAUACCAAAACUGGAUCCCAAGUGGUAAGGAUAUAGAGGAGCAAUGUUGCAUGCUGCAUAUUCUUGGCAAUACCAACGUUGUGGUCAAUAUGGAACUGAAAUGGCACGACUAUCAAUGUGGGAUACGCUACUAUAUGGGAUAUGUCUGCGAGAAGAAAAUUUAGUACCAGUACCAGGAAGGCAGACCGGGCAUUUCGUUAACGCUUUCAGCGUCAUCUGAUGUAGAUCUAUGUCAACAAAUUACCUCUUCAAGCAGACUCGACUAAGUACCUUGAGGAAUGAUAUAUAGUGGAACCUCCCUUAACAGACACCUCUGUUAACAGGACACCCUCUUUCAUAGGGACAGUGAUUUUGGUCCCAAAUGGGUUUUCGUACACUUCAACUUCCAUGAAGAACAGCAUUUGUCAGUCUCGAUGUCCUUAAUAGCAAGGUGCU
Lineus longissimus is the source of this 1065-nucleotide messenger RNA. Its product is annotated as secretory phospholipase A2 receptor-like. The record is from RefSeq and is a predicted model, not a curated record. The transcript is spliced from 3 exons. Lineage: Eukaryota; Metazoa; Nemertea; Pilidiophora; Heteronemertea; Lineidae. The coding region runs from base 6 to 794 and encodes 262 amino acids.